AUGCUGAAAAUCUUCUCCUUUCUGGAUGCCUUCAGCUUGCUCCAAGCUGCCCAAGUGAACAAGAGCUGGAAUGAAGUUGCAAGCACUGACUUCCUCUGGAGGAAGCUGUGUCAGAAGAGGUGGUUCUUUCCAGACAUGCCUCGAAAGUGCUGGCAUAAACAGACAUUGAAGCAGUACUUCCUUUGCCAAACUAGGCAAGAACACUCUAUAUCCCGGGUAAAGCUGGAAGACUUCAUCUACAAAGAAAUGCCCGGGGACUUUGGAUUUCAGGGAUAUGUGAGCUAUCUCUCAAAGGGUGGCUUAACAAUGGACAGAGAAGGAAAAUCGGUUAUCUGUGUGGUGACUUCCAUGACAAGGCUUACUGCCUGGGAUAUUGGAGAGGGCUUCUGGACCUCAAGGAGGGAAGACCGGAUAACGCUGAUGUACCAGAGAGGCGCCCACAGAACUGCGGGAUUUGUCACAUUUGAUAUAGAACUGGAAAAGACAGAGGGCAAAAUAAAUGUUGAAGCACGUGCUGCAGCAAGCUUCAAGCUGUCACCUCACAUGCAAAGCCCAGAGUGGAUGGGCGUCAGUGAUAAGAGUGUGAUUGUGUGUUCAAGUGGGCCAUCUCUGUUAGUCUACACCAUGACUGGGCUCCAGCGGCAGAGAUUUCAACACUACUCGGAAGAGAACAUGCAAUUACUGGUGAAUCCCAUAUAUGUCAUCGUCACAUUUAUUGAUGGCUGUUUGGAAGUGUACAAGUGGAAGGAGAGAAGUUAUUACCUCAAGAAGUGUUACCGCCUGCAAAAUGAGAGACAUCUGGGGCAACAAAGCAUAGUCCCCAAAACCCUGUGCGAUGAUGUGAGCAUAAUCCAAGUGUUGACAAAGAGGGCACAGUGCUGCUGUUUUCUGCUGGCCUACAUUAUGAAGCUCUGCUCUUGA
This is a messenger RNA of Cricetulus griseus (Chinese hamster), 921 nucleotides long. NCBI's taxonomy places the organism in Eukaryota, Metazoa, Chordata, Mammalia, Rodentia, Cricetidae. The record is from RefSeq and is a predicted model, not a curated record.